GAGUUGAUUUUCAAAACGCGAUAAGCGCCAUUUUUGAAAAAAAUGAGAUAAGGUGCCCAUAUUGUAAAGCUACUCAGUUACUAUUAGGAAAACUUAAUUUUAAUCUUCACGGCGCAAAAUUUUCAUUUUAUUUCUAUUUUUGAAAAAAACGUUUGGUUUCAAAACGCGGCAUUGUAGAUUUUAUUUAGCGUCAAAAUGCGGUAUCGAUUCGGACCAAUCCGUGUAAAUAUUACUAUUUAUCUGUGCAUGCGCAUUAAGCAUCUCUAAGUGAAACAAUUGUUAAAAUGGCGGACUUUGAUGGUCACGACGAAAGUGUUGUACUGACAUUUAAGUCCAGAAAAAAGAAGAGGUCAUGCACAGAAAGAGAAAAAGAAAAGAUCUUUCAUCAUUCAGGAGGAGGAAUGAUCCCGUCCAUUUCGUGUAAUCAUAUUAAAGGAUUCUGCAAGGCUCAAGAUAUAACACCUGAUGACCUGGUGAAAUGCCAUGCAGUUUUACAGCAAACUGGACAAAGUGUCACAAGAUGAUGCUAUAGUAGCUUUGCUUGAUGCGGACACCACGAAAAGAGUGAAUGAUCAGAGGAAAAAAACAAGACACAUGACCAUCAAAUACUUUCUUUGUAGUGAUGGAAACAAGCUGCAAGUUUGCCAGUCUUCUUUUUGUUCAGCAUUGUGUACGUAAAUAGCUUUACCUUCAGUUUGCUAUAUUGGAUUUGCUCGUACUGCAGUUACUGUCAAUAUCCGAUUAUGGAAAUUCUCUUUUUUCAAUGUUACAGUGGAAUUAUCUUAAUAAUACAUGGUUAAUAUAUCCACUUUUUUAGGGAAAAACUGGUACUCAUUCAACACAAAGGAGCCUGGAAAAAAGAACUGUGUAAAGGUGGCUAAAAAGACAGAUGUUCUUUGUGUUCUCGAAACCGUAGGAGUGGAGGAGAGAAUAAAGAUUUCUUAUGUGGCACUGCUUUGUGAUGCUACUGAGGAUGUCGCUCAUUCUAACUCUGAUGUAGAUAGUUCCUAGUUUGUCUGAAUUAUUUAUUUUUUCUUGCUUCACUCAUUUUUGUUUUCAACCUUUUUUUUUUUUUUUCAUUUCAUACUAUUUCUUUUACAUUUUAUGAUUGUAGUAUAAACUAAUAAACUUUUUUCUUCUUUUAAAACUAUUUUAU
Messenger RNA from Physella acuta, 1156 nucleotides. RefSeq lists its product as uncharacterized. The record is from RefSeq and is a predicted model, not a curated record. Lineage: Eukaryota; Metazoa; Mollusca; Gastropoda; Physidae.